UGACAUUAUAGUAUGUUAAAUUAAAUUAUACAUAAUAAUAGUAGUAUAUUUCAUAGGUGAAGUAAAGAUGUACAACACGACACAUGGUCGCAUAAUAGAAAAUUUUACAGCUUAAAUGUGUAUUCGUUAUAGUCUGAACGGAUUGUGCAUGAAAAAUAAUGGAUUCUCAAUACAAAAUAAUUCAUCCAGUGAAGUAUCUACAUGAUCAUCUAGCACAAGAUAUAAGACCAGAUGGAAGACAAUUUCUGUCUUUUCGUCCUAUAAGUGUUAAUGUAUCUUCAAUAACUCAAGCAGAUAGUUCAGCUGUAUUUAAAAUUGGAAAUACUACAGUAAUUUGUGGCAUCAAAGCUGAAUUGGCAACACCAAAAGUAGAAACACCCGACUGUGGUUUUAUUGUGCCUAAUGUUGAGCUUUCUGCAUUAUGCUCUCCAAAAUUCCACCCAGGUCCACCAAGUGAAGAAGCACAAGUUAUUUCUAAGCUAAUAGAACAUAUUUUAACAAAUUCUGCCGCAGUAGAUUUAAAAAAAUUGUGUAUUUGUGAAGCUAAAUUAGUGUGGGUAUUAUACUGUGAUCUUUUAUGCAUCAAUUAUGAUGGUGCAGUAGUAGAUGCCUGCACGGGUGCAUUGGCAACUGCUCUUAAAUCCUUAACUUUACCACGAAUAACUCAUGAUCCAAACAGUGGAAGUACUUUUGUACAACAUGAAGAUAGGAUUCCAUUUCCAGUUAAAGCAUUACCUGUUAGUACAACUUUCGCUAUAUUUGAUAGGCAACUUUUAAUCGCUGAUCCAACAGAUGAUGAGGAAAGCUUAUCAUUAGGAAAAUUAACAAUAGUUUCAGAUGAAGAAGCAAUAUGUUAUGUACAUAAACCUGGUGGCAUUCCAAUAUCACAAGAUUUAUUUAUAAAAAGUUUAGCAAAAUCUAAAGGAAGAGCAGAUUUAGUGCGAACAUUAAUAAAUACUGCUAUAUCAACAAUAGAAAAAAAAUUUGAUUCAUUAGAUAAGAAUACUAUGCUAAUAAAUAAAUAAAAAUUUAUUGAAAUAUA
Molecule: messenger RNA, 1042 nt
Organism: Vespa mandarinia (Asian giant hornet)
Lineage: Eukaryota; Metazoa; Arthropoda; Insecta; Hymenoptera; Vespidae
Product: exosome complex component RRP43
Biological process (GO): nuclear mRNA surveillance; nuclear-transcribed mRNA catabolic process, deadenylation-dependent decay; nuclear polyadenylation-dependent rRNA catabolic process
Cellular component (GO): cytoplasmic exosome (RNase complex); nuclear exosome (RNase complex)
Molecular function (GO): mRNA 3'-UTR AU-rich region binding
Source: RefSeq, a predicted model, not a curated record